This is a messenger RNA of Stomoxys calcitrans (stable fly), 3248 nucleotides long. RefSeq names its product frizzled-4 (gene fz4). The transcript is spliced from 3 exons. The record is from RefSeq and is a predicted model, not a curated record. Gene Ontology annotation, biological process: non-canonical Wnt signaling pathway; canonical Wnt signaling pathway. Gene Ontology annotation, molecular function: Wnt-protein binding; Wnt receptor activity. Bases 626 to 2626 code for a protein of 666 amino acids. Lineage: Eukaryota; Metazoa; Arthropoda; Insecta; Diptera; Muscidae. Gene Ontology annotation, cellular component: plasma membrane.
CCCCAAUUUAUCGGAUUAUAUCUUAUAUACCAAAAAUAAGUAGAUAAGUAAAGACCUAAGAUUCUUACAGAUUUUAAUGUGAAAAAAGAAUAAAUAAUAUCUAUGCUCAGAGCCAGUUGGAAAAAGUAUUUUCCUAGAACAUUUGCGUGAGGAAUGGUUGCAUACAUUUCUUUUUUUUUUGGAAAGUAUGCACACAUCGAUUUUUCAGAAGUGGAAUUUCAAGUUUUACAUGGACAUUUCAAAGCCAAUACAUUCGCAGAAGUAACACAUCAAUAAUGUGUAGCGGCUACUAUGGGUUCCUUAACACUAUACUGAAUCCAAACAAAUAUAUUUCGGGGAUGCAUGUUUGACGGCUGCUAACAAGGCAUCGAGAGCAGUUUUUUUAAGACAAUCAGAACAUUGACACAUCGAAAGUCCAUAAAAUAAAUUCUGCAUGCAGGCUUCUGAUAAAACCAGUUAACCAUAAAUACAUCGGUUCGAGCUAUUAUUGAAUGCAGGUUGGAUAUAAAACUGGUUUAUUUUCAUAAGCGCAAAGAAACGAAUCGAGUUCUCGGGUCCAUAUAAUGAAUUGGUAUUCUAAAAGAUAUAAGUUAGCCAGAAAAGAAUUUGAACAUCGUUCCUAAGAAUGUUUACAAAUGUGCCUAAUAUGGAGCGAUUUUUUAUAUUGGUAUUAAUUUUUGUACCAGUUGGGAAGUAUGUAACUGCCAUUAACGAAUACGACCGGCAAUGCGAGCCAAUACGUAUAGAAUUGUGUCGUAACAUUGGAUAUAAUGAAACAUCUAUGCCAAAUCUCGCUGGCAAUGAAAUUCAAAGUGAAGCCGAAUAUACAUUACAAUCUUUCGCUCCACUCAUAGACUAUGUGUGCAGUUCACAGUUAAAAUUGUUUCUAUGCGCUACUUACGUGCCAAUGUGCACACCGAAGGCCCCAGUGCCAAUAGGACCAUGCCGUACGCUUUGCGAAAGCGUUCGCUCACGCUGUGAUCCCGUGCUUCAGGGAUUUGGUUACCAUUGGCCACCUGCUCUAGAUUGCAGUAGAUUUCCUAAAGAAAACAACCAAGAAACUAUGUGCAUGGAAGGACCCGGAGAGGUACUGGAGACGCAUUCAGUAGGUGACACAUAUUCAGCACACACACCAGCAAAAGUUAAUCCACAACAAACCAUUGAAGCAUCAGUUCCUGUGCUUGAAUGCCCUGGCCGUUCAAAGCUGUACGUUAAAUUACAUAGAUCCUUUCGCUGUGCUCCUUUAUGCCACGCCACUAUUUUAUUUGGUCCAAAUGAAAAGCACAAAGCGGAAAUUUGGGCAAACACCUGGACAUAUACUGCGUUGGGUCUGGGAUUACUUGCAGUUGCUUGUCUUUUUGCAGAAACAAAUGCAUUCAACACAAGUGAAGCACAGACUACAAGAGUACUGCCACCGUUGAUGUGGAGUCACAUAAUGGUGGUAAUUGGAUGGACUGUUCGUUUUGUGGCUGGUCGUACAGCAACUUCAUGUGGUUUCGAUCCACAACUGCCAAAUGUCUCCCUAUUAUUGGUUGAUGGACUUUCUAAUGGGACAUGUGCUGCCACAUUUUUACUACGAUACUACUUUGGAAUGACAGCUGCUGCUUGGUGGGCGAUUUUAUGCUUAGGCUGGCAUCGUGAUGUUCGACGUAAUAGUCCAGAUUCGGUUAAUAGCUUCCCUUAUAGUUCUACGAAUAUCAGCAAUACAACAACCAAAUCAUAUCGAGGAAACAUGUACAAAAUGGGAAGCAGCAUUACCACCAGUAAUCUUGCGAGAUUUUUGGCUUGGGGCUUACCAGCAUUUCAAACUGCAGCAGUUAUAGUUGGAAGAAUUAUUGAUGCCGAUGAAUUAUUGGGUAUUUGUUUCGUGGGCAAUCAAUCAGAAAAAGGCUUACAGAUUCUUGUUGCAACUCCAUUAUUUUGCUAUUGGAUAUUUGGAGCAAUGAAUUUGGCCUCGGGAUACUUGGUUCAUCGUCGUAACAAAGAGAUUGUACGAAGCACAAACUCAACAACUUUGCAAAUAAUUAUGCAAAACAAAUGCAGUAUUUCCGGUUCAUUCUUAUUCAUAUACUGUGUUCCAUUUGCCGUAUUACUUUUGGCAGUUAUUUAUGAGUUUGCCAACAUUGAUGUGUGGAUUAAUCUUUCGCCUUAUAUCAUGCCCAACAGAAGUAAUGUAGCUUUGAACGGGGAGACGCCCAUGUGGCCCUUCAUGACAAAGACCUUUAUGGAAUUAUCGCUGCCUAUAAUUUGUUCUGCCUGGAUUUUAGUUCCCAAAGUAUCUUCAAUGUACAAAAGCCAUGUCGCCAAAACCGCUCCCAAAACAAGCGCUAUCAGCAGUCCUCCACCGACCUCUCAAUCGUUUGCUGGAACAAACAAUUCAAGUUGUCGAACAACUAGCAAAGCGUACAGUACGGUAUCCUAUCAUUCCGUACGGCAGCCAAAAAAUCCCCCCAUAACACCAACAAAAUCACACAAAAACUAUGGAAUCGUAUUGAAACAUCAUCCGAAUUCUUCAUUGGGACACAACAAAUAUGUCCCAAAGCAUUCUGCUCACUUCUAUAUGAGCUCCACGGGCAAAAAAGGGGCGAAUGCAGUUCACCACUAUGGCGACGAAACCAUUCUUUAACAUCGAAUUUGGACAUUCUGUUUUAAGAAGAUAGAUAAGUCUGUGAUAUGCAUCAAUGUAUUGCCUUCAACUAGCAACUAUAUAGUAUUUGUACUAUUCCUAAUUAUUUGUUUAUAGUCUUGUAUCCGCAAAAAGCCUUUGUUUACAUGGCUAUAUCGAAAAGCCUAUACACCACACAUGAUGUUUUCAAUAAAAAAAGAAAACAAACAGUGUUUCCAUAUAUGGAAUUUUAUGAACAAAAUAUUUAUUCUACAAAAUUCUUUUUCUAAUGAAAUUUUAAUGAAUGAUAUAUUCGAUGUUGUUUGUAAACUUUUUGCAUUGUUUUUAGUUCUAAGGAAUUGUGAACUUUUUACUUAACAAGAACAUGCAUACGACGCCACGUGCCUUAAUGAACUACAUAAAGUUUCAAUAAAUUCACUUAAGAAGGCUAUUUUUUCUUUGAGAAAAUCCAAGUCCUUGUAUUUGAUUUUUUUGUAAAGCUUGUGCAAAUGUACUUAAAUUAUAAUAUAUGUUAAACGUAUAAGAAAUGUGCCAUUAAUUUUAAGAAAUAUUUAUUUUUAUAUAUACACGAAAAGUGUAAAAACCCUAAAAUAUCAAUAUGGAGCAUAUACAUUCGAAUUUA